AUGUCUGCGUCGCCAUAUCACAUCUCGUCCUUAUUGGACAAGGUAGGGCACAUGAAAUUGCAAGUAACAGUGUUAAAAUAAUUUUGGCAGGCUGAUCGACAGUCUAUAAAAGACUAUAAACUGUAUAUUAAAAAAAUGCAUGACCGUAUUUCCAUGUGUCAGUACAAAUGUUUAUGUUUUCACUUAGUUAGAAAUAUUACUGUUAUUUUAUUGGUUUGGGUAAAUAAGAAUUGUUUGUUAGCUUUACAGUUUACAGCAACACCAGUAGCCAACUGGAAAGUUUUGAAAUUGUGCACCCAAGAUUUGAAAAUUUUAAUAGUAUAAAUAUAUAGAAAGCAUCAAAAUUGUAUGCCCGAUAUCUCGGUUGCGACAUACUACUUCUGCACUGGAUCGGUAGUGCUUAAAUAUGAGGCAAUGUGAUGGUUAUCUGUGCUUAGUGGCAAAUUGGGUCAUUCCAGAAAACAUCUAUACCACAGAGUAGAGACAUACAGAGACGUAACUGACCGUCAUAAACAAUGCAGAAGAUUAUGUUAUCAUGUACCCACUUUUUUUCAGGCGACCGGGCAAAAAAUGAUCAACUGCGCGUGCUCAGCAAGUUUAAAGUGAGUCAUCAUCAGGUCGUCAUCCAAUCAGAUGCAUGCAUCUAGUAACUUGCCGAGCAUGCACACAAAAAAAGUGGGUACACUAGUUACGACUCUGUAUGUCUCUACUCUGUGAUCCAUACCACUCCCACAGAGGAAAUAGAAAGUUAACCCCCCUACCCCUUUCGGAUGUCCUAAUACAUUUACUAUUACAGACCUCUCAACUUUGCAGAGAAGUUAAGAGUGAGAUUGGGGAUGUAGAGACACCUUUGUAAUUAAAAGAACGGGGGUCUGAAAUGGCAUUUCGUAUAUUAUGAGAGUUGGUGUUUUUUAAUGAAAUAUGUUGCUUCAUAACAUCCUUUAAAGACAAGCCACUUUAGUUAUAAUAACUGUAUUUCUGUGACAUACAGUAAUGAGCUUUAAUUUGCCUUGGAUAAUUUACAUAUAGAAUUCUGCUCCAACUGAUUCUGCCUUUUGUCCGCCGUAUUUACAUAUACGGCAAAAUGUCGGGCCGUAUAUAUGCGGGGACAAUAACACAAGAUUAUAUAUUCGAUUCGCAAUCCUUAUAAUGAUUAAUAAUGUGCAUUUAAGAAUACAAUAUUAUAUUAUUGAAAAAAAUACUAUGAAACUGCUAUACUGUAUGUGUGAGAUUUACUAAACGUGGCAUGAGAGCGUGAGAGUGAAGCAAAUUGCAUGAGACUCACGCCGAAUGCGUGAGAGUUGAGAGGUCUGCUAUUAUCAGAAACAAUUUUUUCUCCCCUCCCCCUCCGGACGGCAGAAAUUUCCUCCGUGGGGGGAGUAUGGAUCGUUUCUGGAACGACCCAUUACCUUGCAGUUACAGGGCCUGUAGGCUAGAGGUAAAAUACUGGCAUUCAUGAGGAUGAUAUUCCCACGCAAGUUCUGCUGAUGUACAACCUGGUCUUGACACCUUCUAUUGGUCAGCUCGUACAUUAAAAAUAUUGUGUUUUUUUGGCAGAUGACAUCAAACGAUAAAGAUUUUCGUUUUAUGGCAAUUAACGAUUUGAUGGCUGAACUUCAGAAAGAUUCGAUCAAGCUGGAUGAUGAAAGCGAGCGCAGGGUAAACUGUUUGACUUAAAAAUAAUAGACAUUUUUUGGCCUAACAAAACAUUCUGCACAUAGUUCCCAUUUCCUGACCUAUAGAUUCUAUCUUUUCUUGUAAUAUUUAUCAUAAUUAUUUGCCAAGGUUGUCCAUAUGCUUUUGAAACUUUUGGAAGAUAAGAAUGGUGAAGUCCAGAAUCUUACUGUGAAAUG
Paramuricea clavata is the source of this 1853-nucleotide messenger RNA. NCBI's taxonomy places the organism in Eukaryota, Metazoa, Cnidaria, Anthozoa, Malacalcyonacea, Plexauridae. The record is from the annotation of a GenBank genome assembly.